AUGGCAUGUCUUGCAGUUUUAGACGGCAGCUCGGACUACAGCGUGCGCGUGUGGCGGCUGAGCGGUCAGUACGUGGGCACGCUCGGCAGCUUCGUGCCCUGGUCUCUGGAGACCACGCGCUUCCCGCCCGACGUCCAGAAAGUGGCCAGUUUUACCACUUUCAAGGUGUGGCGCGGGGGCUACGUGUCGCGCUACGUGCCGGGCCGCGUGGCGCCCGACGUGUCCGACGUGACGGCGGCCGAGCUGCGCACGCGCACGUUCGGCGCCGCGCCCGCGCCGCCGCUGCUGGGUCGUCACACCGCGCUGCCGCCGCGCCCCGAGCCGCAGGCCGCGCCGCGCCUCGACGACUCUCUGCCCACAGUUAGCGGCCAUCUCUACUACGAUCACUGA
This is a messenger RNA of Papilio machaon (common yellow swallowtail), 390 nucleotides long. RefSeq names its product WD repeat-containing protein on Y chromosome-like. The coding region runs from base 1 to 390 and encodes 129 amino acids. The record is from RefSeq and is a predicted model, not a curated record. NCBI's taxonomy places the organism in Eukaryota, Metazoa, Arthropoda, Insecta, Lepidoptera, Papilionidae. The transcript has 3 exons.